Fraxinus pennsylvanica is the source of this 1287-nucleotide messenger RNA. The record is from the annotation of a GenBank genome assembly. NCBI's taxonomy places the organism in Eukaryota, Viridiplantae, Streptophyta, Magnoliopsida, Lamiales, Oleaceae.
AUGGAGAUGGAGCGCGUGACGGAGUUGACAAUGGACUGGCGGCCGAGGAAGAGGCCGCGGUUGGGCUGGGAUGUUGGACCUGAGGCCCCUAAGGCUCAGCUAGGAUUCUUUUGUGGACAAGAGAUUGGAAAUGUGACAAGCUAUGCACCUUCAAGCACAGAGUACACUAGUUCUCUGUUUGUUAAGGGCUUGGCUCGAAAUGGUUCUCCACCGAGGCGAGAAGAUGACAAAGAUGGCCAUUAUAUAUUUGAGCUUGGAGAAAAUUUAACUUCUCGCUAUAAAAUACACAGCAAGAUGGGUGAAGGCACUUUUGGUCAGGUCUUGCAGUGCUGGGAUCGGGAAAAAGAAGAAAUGGUUGCCAUCAAAAUCGUUCGCGGAAUUAAGAAGUAUCGUGAUGCAGCUAUGAUUGAAGUGGAAGUGCUCCAACAACUUGGAAGACAUGAUAAAGGUGGCAAUCGUUGUGUACAAAUACGGAACUGGUUUGACUAUCGUAACCAUAUCUGUAUUGUCUUUGAGAAGCUUGGACCAAGCUUAUAUGAUUUUCUACGGAAAAACAAUUACCGCUCAUUUCCCAUUGACCUUGUCCGUGAGAUUGGCAGACAACUGUUGGAAUGUAUAGCAUUCAUGCAUGAUUUGCACCUCAUCCAUACCGAUUUGAAGCCUGAGAAUAUUCUUCUCGUCUCCCCGGAAUACAUAAAAGUUCCUGAUUACAAGGGUUCUUCAAGGUCUCCAAAGGACGCCUCUUACUAUAAAAGAAUCCCCAAAUCAAGCGCUAUCAAAGUAAUUGAUUUUGGCAGUACGACUUAUGAAAGAAAAGAUCAGAGCUACAUCGUAUCCACCAGGCAUUACCGUGCACCUGAAGUCAUCAUAGGACUUGGUUGGAGUUACCCGUGUGACAUAUGGAGUGUUGGUUGUAUUUUAGUGGAGCUAUGCUCGGGAGAAGCAUUGUUCCAAACUCAUGAGAAUUUGGAGCACCUUGCAAUGAUGGAGCAAGUUCUUGGACCACUGCCUCACCAUAUGUUAAAGAAGGCCGACCGACAAGCUGAGAAAUACGUUAGAAGAGGUAGGCUCGACUGGCCUGGAGGAGCGACAUCGAGAGACAGUAUCAAAGCUGUUCUAAAGUUGCCCCGCCUUCAGAACCUAAUCAUGCAGCACGUAGAUCAUUCAGCUGGAGAUUUUAUUCAUCUAUUACAAGGGCUUCUUAGAUACGACCCAUCGGAACGGUUGUCAGCUCGUGAGGCCCUUGGACAUCCUUUUUUCACCAGGGAUCAUCUUAGAAGAUCUUGA